ACCUGGCCUCACUAGCUUCAGCUAAAACUAAAUUGUAAAUAAGCCGCCAUGAUGGUUCACAAACAAACAACGAGUUACCGUAUACUUAUUGCGCUUUUGUAUUGAUAUACUUGUUUAUAUAAUUUUGAAAACAUUUAAAACCAUGGUUUUUUGUUGUGUGUUUAAUUGCACUAAUCGUUCUGAAAAUUGUACAAAGUCAUUUUUUCGCAUUCCAACCAUACUUUUACACCACGACGAGGAAACUAAGCAACUCUCAACAGAAAGGAAAAAUAAAUGGUUUUGUGCAAUAAAACGUGAAGAUAUGAAUUUCGAUGCAACUCACUAUAGAGUUUGUUCUGAUCAUUUCAUUACAGGGAAACCUGCUAAAUUAUUCGAGAAAUCUCACCCAGAUUGGAUACCGAAUCAAUCCAUGGUUUAUGAAAAAAAACUAACAGACGUUUCGAGACACAAACGUGACUUUCGAGACACAAACGUGCACAAACAUUUUCUUCCUAUAAACACCACAACACUGUCAAGUUUUUAAUUGGUAUUGCUCCUCAAGGUGUUGUAAGUUUUAUUUCUAAAUCAUGGGGUGGUCGUGUUAAUGAUAAAUAUCUAACUGAAAAUUGUGGUUUUUUAUCAAAGUUGUUACCUGGUGAUGUUGUUCUGGCUGAUAGAGGAUUCAGUAUUGAAGACAGCAUUGCUUUAUAUUGUGCAGAGGUAAAAUUACCAUCAUUUACCAAAGGAAAACGCCAACUCAGUUCUUGGGACGUUGAGCAGACUAGAAAAAUAGCCUCAGUACGAGUUCAUGUAGAGAGAGUUAUAGGUAAUAUUCGAAAUAAAUAUAAAAUUUUACAAAGUACAAUUCCUCUGGACUACUUGAUAAAACAGAAUAAUGGCCUUACUACAAUGGACAAAAUUGUUACAAUAUCAUGUUCAUUAAUAAAUUUGAAUGAUUCUGUGAUACCAUUUGAUUAACCAUAUGGUUAGAUGAAGAAAUGCAGCAAAACAAGAGUUUUUUUUUAUGAGUAGAAUAUAUAUGGCUUUAA
Messenger RNA from Hydra vulgaris (swiftwater hydra), 1028 nucleotides. The record is from RefSeq and is a predicted model, not a curated record. NCBI's taxonomy places the organism in Eukaryota, Metazoa, Cnidaria, Hydrozoa, Anthoathecata, Hydridae.